AUGGGAACGGCAGCUAUGCUUUUGCAGGCACCUGGUGUGCACCUGGGUGCCCAGGACCUGGUCAGCUGGUCCAGACAACUGCGUGCAUCAUGGAGGGGGCAGCUGCGAGGAUACGUACCUAUAGGGGGCCUGGCCAGGCCUGGAGGAUGGCCAUCAGGAGGCCAGAGCAGAACAGGACCAAGUCUCUGAUUGGUGUAGCCCGCUGUUAUCCACAGAGCUUUGCUGACGGCUAGUGUUACUGAUACUCCAAAGGAUUGGAAUGGGGAAAUUUACUUUCAAAACUGGAGCUGCCAUAAAGUGAGCUGUCACUGAAGAGGCCUUGGAGACAAAAGCCAGCACCCAUAAGUCAUCUGUCACCAGAUCAGCCAACUUGUAGAGGACAGAUCUGACUUUGAUGUGCUCAACCUUUUAAAGCAUGAAAUAAGGCGCCCAUGUACGGUUCAGAGAGUCAGAGCAGCCUCAUUUCAGCGUGCUCCCGUUAAGGACCCUCUGGUGGCUACACCGCUGACUCACAGGACAUGUACGGCAGUGCCAGAGCUGUAGGCCAUAUCGAGAGCAGCCCCGCACGGUCCCCGCGCCUGCCAAGGUCCCCCAGAUUGGGCCAUCGGAGGGCCAACAGCGGGGGCGGGGGUGGUGCGGGGGGCAAGACGCUCUCCAUGGAGAACAUCCAGUCCCUCAAUGCUGCCUACGCCACCUCGGGUCCCAUGUACCUGAGCGACCACGAGGGCGUGGGCUCCACUGCCACCUACCCUAGAGGCACCAUGACUCUGGGUCGCGCCACCAGCCGGGCCAUGUACGGGGGCCGCGUUACAGCCAUGGGCAGCAGUCCCAACAUCGCUUCAGUGGGGCUGCCUCACCAUGCUGACCUGCUGUCUUACAGUGACCUGGGCUCCCUCUCCAUGCUGCACCCCCACCACCACCAGGGGGUGCCCUCUGCCCUGCUGAGGCAGGCGGUGCGGGGCAGUGGGGGGGAGCUGCUGGAGAUGCAGGCCCAGCUCAGGGACAUGCAGAGAGAGAAUGAGCUGCUGCGCAGAGAGCUUGACCUGAAGGACAGUAAGUUGGGAUCUUCCACAAACAGCAUCAAGAGCUUCUGGAGUCCUGAGCUAAAGAAAGAGAGGAUCAUGAGGAAAGAAGAGGCUGCUCGCACAUCCAUCCUCAAGGAGCAGAUGAGAGUCACUCAUGAGGAAAACCAGCUGCUGGAGUCCAGGAGAACUAAGCAUCUCCAGAUGACCAUCCAGGCUCUGCAGGAUGAGCUACGAACACAACGAGACCUGAACCACCUCCUGCAGCAGGAGAGUGGCAACCGCUCCGCCUCUGAACACUUCACCACCAUCGAGCUGACGGAGGAGAACUUCCGUCGGCUUCAGGCCGAACAUGACAGGCAGGCAAAGGAGCUGUUCCUGCUCAGAAAGACCCUAGAGGAGAUGGAGCUGAGGAUCGAGACCCAGAAACAGACUCUGGGUGCUAGGGACGAGUCCAUUAAGAAGCUGCUGGAGAUGCUGCAGAGCAAAGGGCUGCCCUCGGGGCCGGGCAGAGCAUCAGAGGAGGAGGAGCAGGAGAGAGCGAGGCGCAUUGCUGAAGCAGAGGCCCAGCUGGGACAUCUAGAGGUCAUAUUGGAUCAGAAGGAGAAGGAGAACAUCCAUCUACGAGAGGAACUGCACAGAAGAAAUCAGCUGCACCAGGAUCCCAGCAAAACCAAGGCCCUGCAGACUAUCAUAGAGAUGAAAGACACCAAAAUUGCCUCUCUGGAGCGCAACAUUCGGGAUCUGGAGGAUGAGAUCCAAAUGCUGAAGGCGAACGGCUUACUGAACACAGAGGACAGAGAGGAGGAGAUCAAACAGAUGGAGGUCUACAAGAACCACUCUAAGUUUAUGAAGACCAAGAUUGACCAGCUGAAGCAGGAGCUGUCCAAGAAAGAGUCAGAGCUGCUGGCUCUGCAGACCAAACUAGAGACCCUGAACAACCAGAACUCGGACUGCAAACAGCAUAUCGAGGUGCUCAAAGAGUCUCUCACUGCCAAAGAGCAACGUGCUGCCAUUCUGCAAACAGAGGUUGAUGCUCUACGUCUACGCCUUGAGGAGAAGGAGUCAUUCCUGAACAAGAAAACCAAGCAGUUGCAGGACUUGACAGAGGAGAAGGGCACCCUCGCUGGAGAAAUCAGGGACAUGAAGGACAUGUUAGAGGUCAAAGAAAGGAAGAUCAACGUCCUGCAGAAGAAGAUUGAGAACCUGCAGGAGCAGCUGCGGGACAAAGACAAGCAGUUGGGGAACCUAAAGGACAGGGUCAAGUCUUUGCAGACCGACUCCAGUAACACAGACACUGCCCUGGCCACCCUGGAGGAGGCACUGUCAGAGAAGGAGAGGAUCAUUGAGCGUUUAAAGGACCAAAGAGAGAGAGAAGACCGAGAACGUCUGGAAGAAGUGGACUCAUAUAAGAAGGAGAACAAGGAUCUGAAGGAAAAGGUCAACAGCCUGCAGAUAGAGUUAACAGAAAAAGAGUCGAGUCUCAUUGAUUUGAAGGAACACGCUUCAUCUCUGGCAUCUUCAGGCCUUAAGAAGGAUUCAAAGCUGAAGUCACUGGAGAUCGCCAUUGAGCAGAAAAAAGAGGAGUGUAGUAAGUUGGAGACGCAGUUGCAGAAGCAAGCUGAGCAGCUUUUCAGUCACAUGAGCAAUCCUAAAGCCCACGAGGUGGAGCAUCAGUCAGGCUCAAGAGGAAACCCAGAGUACGUGGACCGAGUGAAGCUGCUGGAAAAGGAGGUGAGCUACUACAAGGACGAGGCCAACAAGGCUCAGACGGAGGUGGAGAGACUGCUGGACAUCCUACGAGAGGUGGAGACAGAAAAAAAUGACAAGGACAAAAAGAUUGCUGAAUUGGAAAGACAAGGAGGCAAAGACCAGACAAAGAAGGGUACAAACAUCAAACUGGGACCACAAGGGGACAAGAAAGGUUUAGGACAAGACCCUCGAAAGGACGGGACUAUGGAUGGUGGCCACCACUUAAAGUUGGAGGAGCUGAUGAACACAUUGGAGAGGACGAGGCAGGAGCUGGAUUCCACCAAGCAGCGACUAUCCUCCACACAGCAGUCACUGCAGGAGAGAGACACACACCUCACCAACAUGAGGCAAGAACGCAGAAAACAGCUGGAGGAGAUCCUUGAAAUGAAGCAACAGGCCCUGUUGGCAGCCAUCAGUGAGAAGGACGCUAAUAUUGCGCUGCUGGAACUGUCUGCUUCCAAUAAAAAGAAGACCCAGGAGGAAGUGCUGGCUCUCAAGAGGGAGAGGGACAAACUGAUGCACCAGCUCAAACAACACACUCAGAGCAGAAUGAAGCUAAUUGCAGACAACUAUGAAGACGAGCAAUAUCACCCACACGGUCCUCACCACCCCCAGCCCCAGCCCCCUCAUGCCCAGCCUCAGCCCCAGCCCCAGUAUCCCCAUCCCGCCCAUGCUCCCCACGCCCAACAGACUCCAUACCCACACGGCAUGCAUCCACAACACCCGCAGCACCCGCAAGCCCCCCAACAGCACCCACACCCACAGCAGCCACAACCCCAGUACCCUCACCCUGCUCACCCGCAGCACCCCCAGCAGCACCCUCAGCAUGCUCAGCCGCCUCCCCAACAUCAACAGCACCCACGGCCUCCCCAGCCCCAACACCCACACCAACAGCACCCACAGCAUCCUCCGCAGCACCCACAUGGACAUCCUCCUCCACAGCACCCUCAUCCACAGCACCCACAUGGCCCUCCUCAACAAGGACCCCAUCCCCAGCAUCCACAUCCCCAGCACCCUCAGCACCCUCAGCACCCUCAGCACCCACAGCACCCACAUCACGCCCAGCAUCCACGUCACCCGUCGCCCCAUCAUCGUGGAGGGCCAGCACGAGGACCCCCGCAUGCUGGUCACCGCCCAAACCAGGACCAGGAUGACGACGAGGGCAUCUGGGCAUAAUCCCAGCUGUGACAACCAAAGCUCUAAUGUUGUUUUGAGGGAUGAUUCAGUCACUACUGGAGGAGCACAGCCAUGCCAUGAUGUUGAAACACCACCUGACCAGACAUUUCUUACCUCCACCCAAUCAACACUCAGCAAUGGGACCUUUUUUUUUUAUUUUCUGGGGGAGGG
Cheilinus undulatus (humphead wrasse) is the source of this 4121-nucleotide messenger RNA. It is a transcript of the gene erc2, whose product is annotated as ELKS/RAB6-interacting/CAST family member 2. Gene Ontology annotation, biological process: regulation of synaptic plasticity; neuromuscular synaptic transmission; maintenance of presynaptic active zone structure. Bases 519 to 3950 code for a protein of 1143 amino acids. NCBI's taxonomy places the organism in Eukaryota, Metazoa, Chordata, Actinopteri, Labriformes, Labridae. Gene Ontology annotation, cellular component: cytoskeleton of presynaptic active zone. The record is from RefSeq and is a predicted model, not a curated record. The transcript is spliced from 20 exons. Gene Ontology annotation, molecular function: structural constituent of presynaptic active zone.